This is a messenger RNA of Corythoichthys intestinalis (scribbled pipefish), 5321 nucleotides long. It is a transcript of the gene ago2, whose product is annotated as argonaute RISC catalytic component 2. The transcript has 19 exons. Lineage: Eukaryota; Metazoa; Chordata; Actinopteri; Syngnathiformes; Syngnathidae. Bases 238 to 2934 code for a protein of 898 amino acids. Gene Ontology annotation, biological process: regulation of DNA-templated transcription; regulatory ncRNA-mediated post-transcriptional gene silencing. Gene Ontology annotation, cellular component: RISC complex. The record is from RefSeq and is a predicted model, not a curated record. Gene Ontology annotation, molecular function: miRNA binding; single-stranded RNA binding; endoribonuclease activity, cleaving siRNA-paired mRNA.
ACGAGGUCUUUUCCAUGCUAGCGUCUCACACGGCUACGGUUUUGUGAGUUGGGGGGAUGGGGCCGUGCCGAGGAUGAUCGACUCCAAGUAUUUAACAAAUAGAACGAUUUCCGAACGUGGAUUCCACAAUUUUUUAUACCGAACCAAUUUUCGAUCACGCAUGAAUUUCGGCUGGAAUUGGUUGAUGUAAAGUGGAGCAUUUUUACGACCACGACACAGGUUCUAAAAGUCGACAAAAUGUAUCCCACUGCCGGAGCUACAGAGAUGUUUGAGGGACCCCGUUCUUCUGGGUCAGCCAGUUCUGAUCCGCCAUCUUCCCCAGUGCCAGAGUAUGUGUUCAAGCCACCCUCAAGGCCAGAUUUUGGCACCAUGGGCAGGACAAUCAAACUCCAGGCCAAUUUCUUCGAGAUGGAAAUCCCUAAACUGGAAGUGUACCAUUAUGACAUUGACAUCAAGCCAGAAAAAUGUCCCAGGAGGGUCAACCGUGAAAUUGUGGAGCACAUGGUCCAGCACUUUAAAACCCAGAUUUUUGGGGAUCGAAAGCCAGUGUAUGACGGCAGGAAGAACCUGUACACAGCCAUGCCUUUGCCAAUCGGCAGAGAUAAAGUGGAGCUUGAAGUGACCAUUCCAGGAGAAGGAAAGGACCGUAGCUUCAAAGUGUCCAUUAAGUGGGUUUCCUGCGUCAGCCUGCAAGCUUUGCACGAGGCGCUGUCGGGUCGGUUACCCAGUGUCCCAUUUGAGACCAUUCAAGCUCUAGAUGUGGUCAUGAGACAUUUGCCCUCUAUGAGGUAUACUCCAGUGGGUCGUUCUUUCUUCACUCCCUCAGAGGGUUGUUCAAACCCACUGGGUGGUGGCAGAGAGGUGUGGUUUGGCUUCCACCAAUCUGUCAGGCCUUCCCUUUGGAAAAUGAUGCUGAAUAUUGAUGUUUCGGCCACCGCGUUUUAUAAAGCUCAGCCUGUCAUUGAGUUCAUGUGCGAGGUCUUGGAUUUCAAAAGCAUUGAAGAACAACAGAAGCCCUUAACAGACUCUCAAAGAGUUAAAUUUACCAAAGAAAUUAAAGGUACCCUGUCCACCCCCCACCCCCAUUUUUGCACAAAAAAAAAUUCUAAACGUGUCAAUCUUGCAGGCCUGAAAGUAGAAAUCACACAUUGUGGGCAGAUGAAGAGGAAAUACAGAGUGUGCAAUGUGACUAGAAGACCAGCCAGCCAUCAAACGUUCCCCCUGCAACAGGAAAACGGCCAAACAAUUGAAUGCACCGUGGCGCAGUACUUCAAAGAUAAGUACAAACUAAUGCUGCGAUACCCGCACCUGCCAUGUCUACAGGUGGGCCAGGAGCAAAAGCACACCUAUCUACCUCUAGAGGUGUGUAACAUAGUUGCUGGACAGCGCUGUAUCAAAAAACUGACAGACAAUCAGACCUCAACCAUGAUCCGAGCCACGGCUAGAUCGGCACCAGACCGUCAGGAUGAAAUUAGUAAACUGAUGAGAAGCGCCAACUUCAACACCGACCCAUACGUUCGUGAAUUCGGAGUGAUGGUGAGGGACGAGAUGACUGAAGUGAACGGCCGUGUCCUGCAAGCACCCUCCAUUCUGUAUGGAGGCAGGGUAUGUCCAUCAGCAGUUAACAAGGCGAUCGCCACGCCAAUCCAGGGUGUUUGGGACAUGAGGAACAAGCAGUUCCACACCGGUAUUGAAAUCAAAGUGUGGGCUAUUGCGUGCUUUGCGCCGCAGAGACAGUGCACUGAACUUUUGCUCAAAGCAUUCACGGAUCAGCUCAGGAAGAUCUCCCGAGAUGCAGGCAUGCCCAUUCAGGGUCAGCCCUGCUUCUGCAAGUACGCCCAGGGCGCGGACAGCGUGGAGCCCAUGUUCAGACACCUCAAGUACACAUUCCAAGGUCUACAGCUAGUUGUCGUCAUCCUACCAGGGAAGACUCCAGUCUACGCUGAAGUGAAGCGCGUCGGAGAUACAGUCCUCGGCAUGGCCACGCAGUGCGUGCAGGUGAAGAACGUGCAGAAGACAACACCGCAGACCCUCUCCAACCUCUGUCUGAAGAUUAAUGUCAAGCUGGGUGGCGUCAACAACAUCCUGCUUCCUCAGGGACGGCCGUUGGUGUUUCAGCAGCCCGUCAUCUUUCUUGGUGCUGAUGUAACUCAUCCUCCUGCAGGAGAUGGAAAGAAGCCCUCUAUUGCAGCUGUUGUAGGUAGCAUGGACGCCCACCCCAGCCGAUACUGCGCCACCGUUCGGGUCCAGCAGCACCGUCAGGACAUCAUCCAGGACCUUGCCACCAUGGUGAGAGAGCUACUCAUUCAGUUCUACAAGUCCACCCGAUUCAAGCCCACCAGAAUCAUCUACUACCGGGAUGGGAUCUCUGAAGGCCAGUUCAAUCAGGUUCUUCAGCACGAACUCCUAGCAAUCCGCGAGGCCUGCAUUAAACUGGAGAAGGAUUACCAGCCUGGUAUCACUUUUGUGGUGGUCCAGAAGAGGCACCACACCAGGCUGUUCUGUACAGAAAGGAAUGAGAGGGUUGGGAAGAGCGGCAACAUUCCCGCAGGCACGACAGUGGACACAAAAAUCACUCACCCAUCUGAAUUCGAUUUCUACCUUUGCAGUCACGCUGGCAUUCAGGGUACCAGCCGACCGUCUCACUACCACGUGCUCUGGGACGACAAUCACUUCUCCUCCGACGAGCUGCAGGUGCUCACCUACCAGCUGUGCCACACGUACGUGCGAUGCACCCGCUCCGUUUCCAUCCCGGCGCCGGCCUACUACGCCCACUUGGUAGCAUUCCGCGCUCGCUAUCACUUGGUGGACAAAGAGCACGACAGCGCUGAGGGGAGCCACACAUCAGGUCAAAGCAACGGACGGGACCAACAAGCCUUGGCUAAAGCUGUUCAAAUCCACCAGGACACCCUGCGCACAAUGUACUUCGCCUGAGACUGCACCCGCCCGUACAUUCUUGGUAUAUAUUUGUAUAUCUUGUGAGAGUAUGAAAGGAGUAUUGUUAUUCAAUUUGGUGCUUUAUGAAUUUUAAGCACCUAACCUCCCUGUUUUUGUUUUUGUUUUUUUUUAAAUCCUGUUUUAAGACACUUUUAUUUCUUCCUCGGACGCACAUUGAACAGCCAAUCACAGCCAAGUGCACUGUCAGAAUGGGUACUUUAAUCAGGGCCAAAGUACUUAAACUUUCACAUUAGGCACUAUGAAAAUGAGUGCCAUUUAGAGACAACCUGAAUAUUUUAAUUUUCAAUUUUUGUCCACAAAUAUGCCAAAUCUUGGACAAUUCACAAGCAGCUUAGAAUAUUCUAGGGCUCAUGAUAUUUUCAUACAUCGAACAUAGUUUUCUGUUUUUAAUUUAACCCAGAUUGGGACCGGUUCCCAUUAAACCUUUUUUUUCUUAAUGUACUCUGAGCCGUGUUUAUAAGAUGCACGAUGUACAAAUCAAUACAGGGAGCAAAAACGCGUUUUUGUUCUUUCUAGAAUGUUUUUAAUUCCAGUCCCACUUUUAAUGAUUAUUCAUGUAGCCAAUUCCUGUUUUUAGAAACGUAGACAUGUGGUGUUUCCUUUCUUAAUACACUUUAACCAGUACUCUAUUUUGGUUGUAUAAAUAUAAUGUACUAUAUAUACAGUACGGCAUUUGAAAGAUCGAAUUCCUUCAAAAAUGAACGUCGUUUUUAUGCAAAUGACUCUCCAGAGUCUUUUUAUCCUGUUGAAAAUGAGCUAUAUUUUGAAUAAAUCUUCAGUGGAGACUGCCGAAACAAAUGUUUAUAGAAAAAGAAAUAUGAAACUGGCCCACAUGUCAUUUAAACUAACACUAUUUGUGUAAAGAGUCCAAUGCAAAUAUAUUCUCUUGCCUUUCAAGACUGUUAACAGUCUCAAGUCAUUCGACAGACAUUUUUUUUUGUAUCAAGUUUAAGCUCGCGAAUGUUCCUAGUCUUGAAGGGAGUGGAUGUAGGCCCAACUUUGAUCUAUGCAUUGUUUUUAACCAAGAGAUUUAGCAGAGGUAUGUUUCACCUCAGUCUGGUGUUUUUUUUUUUAAAUUUUUUAUUUUUUAGAUUUAGAUCGCGCUUUUUGUAGGUUUUAAUGGCAUUGACCGUAGUACAUGUCAAAUCCAUUUGAACUGGGAGGGGAUAAGGCGAAAUGGGCUAGCUCGCGAGCUAGCGCGAAAUGGGCUAGCAAAGGCGAAAUGGGUUAGCUCGCGGGCUAGCGCGAAAUGGGCUAGCUCGCGGGCUAGAGCGAAAUGGGCUAGCUUAGGCGAAAUGGGCUAGCUCGAGAGCUAGCGCAAAAUGGGCUAGCUAAUGCAAAAUGUGCUAGCUCGUGGGCUAGUGCGAAAUGGGCUAGCUAACCCGAAAUGUGCUAACUCGCGGGCUAGUUUGAAAUGGCCUAGCUAUCGCGAAAUGUGCUAGCUCGUGGGCUAGUGCAAAAUGGGCUAGCUAAUGCGAAAUGUGUUAGCUCGCGGGCUCAUGCGUAAUGGGCUCACUAACACGAAAUGUGCUAGCUCGCGGGCUAGUGCGAAAUGGGCUAGCCAACGCGAAAUGUGCUAGCUCGCGGGCUGGUGCGAAAUGGGCUAGCCAACGCGAAAUGUGCUAGCUCGCGGGCGAGUGCUAAAUGGGCUAGCUAACGCAAAAUGGGCUAGCUCGUAAGCUAACGCAAAAUGGGCUAGCUUGUAAGCUUACGCGAAAUGAGUAGCUGGUGAGCUAGCACAUUUGGCAUUAGCUAGCCCAUUUUGCGCUAGAUCGCGAUCUAACGCGAGAUGGGCAAGCCUGCGAAAUGGGCUACAUAACUAUAUUUACCUUAGCUAGCCCAUUUUGCGCCAGCUCGCGAGCUAGCACAUUUCGCGUUAGAUAGCCCAUUACGCGUUAGCUCGCGAUCUAUCACCCAUAUUGGCAUUGACCAUAGUAGACGUCAAAUCCAUUUGAACUGGGAGGGGCUAACGUGAAAUGGGCUGGCUCGCAUGCUAGCGCGAAAUGGGCUAGCUAACGCUAAAUAUGUUAGCUCUUGAACUAACGCGAAAUGGGCUAGUUGACGCGAAAUGUGCUAGCUCGCGAGCUAACUCAUUUCAAUGGCAGCCAUUUUAAUCAUGUGGCUUUGGAUCAAGUCGCUCUUUUGUGUGGGCCUUUUAUAAGCUUUUUCCAAUUUAUUAUUAGUUUGACAAUUGGGCCUGCUCUCAGCCAAAUAAGAUUAACAUUCAAAAGACACAAAAGCACAAAAAGGAGUUUUCACUGUAAACCACCUCACUGGACACAAAGGUUUUUUUUUUUUUUUUUUUUUAACUCGAGUCGUGUGGUUGAAAAAAAAAAGAAAAAAAAACAACUAAUGAACUUUUA